AUGACAGCUGAGAUUGAAGAAUCAUCGUCCCUUCAAAGCCCCACAGGAGGGUUUUUAGUCAAGAAACUCAUAAGGGCCCUCAGAGUCAAUUCCUGGGGAGAAAAGUUGGCAAGCCUCUUGCAGACGGUGGAGGCCACCCUAUCCAGCAACGGAGGGCAGGGUGAUCGAAGAAUAUCAAGGUGCCAGCGGGGUGGAGAAAGGCUGGUGAGAGAGACAGAAGAGUGGACUGAAGAAAAGGCAGAACAGAAGCAUUGGGUAGAAGAUAAACUAUCUAACGCCCCUCUUCAGGACGCCGUUCAGAGCCCCGCCGAGUAUUCAAUCAUGGGAGAAUUCCGCAACCCUGAGAAAGACUUGAGUAACGUAGAAACAUCUCGUCAUGGUGUCCAGAAACGUCUUCCUGCAUAUUACGACAGUUAUACGAAAGAGCAGUAUCUGUACGCAGGCAAGAAGAUUAUCAUUCAAGAGUCAAUAGAGAACUACGGAUCCGUAGUAUGGCCAGGUGCUCUGGCUUUGUGCCAGUAUCUGGAAGAGCAUCCCGAGGAGUUCAGAUUCCAAGGUGCCAAAGUAUUAGAAAUUGGGGCUGGACCAGGCCUGGUGUCCAUUGUAGUGAGUAUUCUAGGUGCUUACGUCACAGCAACUGAUCUACCUGACGUUCUCGGAAAUCUCCAGUACAACCUUUUACAAAACACCCAAAAUUGCACACCUCAUCAGCCUGAAGUAAAAGAAUUGGUGUGGGGAGAGGAUCUUGAGCUAAACUUCCCCAAGUCAACUCACUUUUAUGAUUUUAUUCUAGCUAGUGACGUGGUCUACGACCAUUAUUUUCUGGAGAAGCUGCUGACCACAAUGAAAUACCUCUGUCAGCCAGGAACCGUGUUGCUAUGGGCAAAUAAGUUCAGAUUCAGCACAGAUUAUGAAUUUCUGGAAAAAUUCAAGCAAGCUUUCAAUACAACACUUAUCGCUGAAUAUCCAGAGUCGAUGGUCAAGAUCUUUAAAGCAACCACACCACAAUGA
Molecule: messenger RNA, 1011 nt
Organism: Tachyglossus aculeatus (Australian echidna)
Lineage: Eukaryota; Metazoa; Chordata; Mammalia; Monotremata; Tachyglossidae
Gene: METTL21C
Product: methyltransferase like 21C
Exons: 6
Coding region: 1-1011 (336 amino acids)
Biological process (GO): peptidyl-lysine methylation
Cellular component (GO): cytoplasm; cytosol
Molecular function (GO): protein-lysine N-methyltransferase activity
Source: RefSeq, a predicted model, not a curated record